Molecule: messenger RNA, 1059 nt
Organism: Candida dubliniensis CD36
Lineage: Eukaryota; Fungi; Ascomycota; Pichiomycetes; Serinales; Debaryomycetaceae
Product: 2-dehydropantoate 2-reductase
Exons: 1
Coding region: 1-1059 (352 amino acids)
Biological process (GO): pantothenate biosynthetic process
Cellular component (GO): mitochondrion; cytoplasm
Molecular function (GO): NADP binding; 2-dehydropantoate 2-reductase activity
Source: RefSeq, a predicted model, not a curated record
AUGUCAGGCACCAUUCUCAAGAACCAAAUAAAGGUACACAUUUUAGGAGCAGGUGCUAUUGGGUCAUUGGUGGCUCAUGAUUUGAAACAAAAGUUUCCAAACCUACUCAAGCCAGUUGUAUUGUUGAAACCGGAUUCGUUAGUUGAACCUUCGACAAAUCAUCAAAUCAGUGUUACACGUUUGGACGACGAUAACCAAGAGUUCAUUAGCAAGGCCGAAGUGCAAGCAAUCAAACCACAACAUGUUAAAGAUACUAUUGAGAAUUUGAUUGUUACAACGAAAUCUUAUCAAACAAUACCAGCUAUGCAGCCAUACUUAUCACAUAUAUUGCCCAAUACAAAUAUCUUGUUUUUACAAAAUGGUAUGGGGGUGACAAGCACAUUAGUUAAUAAAUACUGGUCUCACCAAAUAAGACCCAACAUCUAUGAGGGAAUAACUACACAUGGGGUAUAUGUAAAUAAUGGCAUAGUCCACCAUGUGGGGAGAGGCCAAAUUGCAUUGUCAACGUAUCCUGGAAAGUCAGAUAUAGAUGAUUUCCCAGCACUUAUUCAAUGUAUACUAGAUACCCCUUAUUUGAACGCAACUCGCUACGAGUAUCCAAAGUUCUUGCUAAUGCAAUUGGAGAAAUUAAUAGUAAACUGUUGUGUGAACCCAUUUACUGCUAUUUUUGAUUGCAGGAAUGGUGAACUACUUUAUGGUAAUAAAUUGACAUUUAUAUGGAAAAGAAUUAUUAGCGAGGCCAAAAAUGUCUUUGUCAAAGAGUAUACUAUUCUAAAGUCCAUGCCAGAAUCAGAAUCAUUCUUGAAUACUGAUCGACUUUUAAAGAGUGUUAUUGAUGUUUGUAAAAACACUGCCAAAAAUAGUUCCUCAAUGAGACAGGAUGUACGAAAUUUGAGAAAUACAGAAAUUCAAAAUUUAAAUGGGUAUAUUUCAUUCUUGGGGCGUAAAUUGAGAAUUGGUACACCUAUUAAUGAUAUGGUAACGAAUAUGAUUGACGGCAAGAUUAGUAUAGAUAGAGGUAUCGAUCGACAAGCUGCAGAUUCCUUGUCAAAAUUCUGA